AUGUCAUUAAUACGAUUUAAUAAUUUAUAUAAAACCAAUUUAUCAAAACAAUUAUUAACUAGAUCAAUAUUAACUAGAUCAAUAUUAGCAGCAAAAUGUUAUCAAUAUAGAGAUUUCCACGAUAGUAUAAAAUCCAACAAUACAACAACAUCACCAUCGUCAAAUCAAUCAAUUAUACCACAAUUAAAUCAACCAACAUCUCCUUCAUCAGUUAUAGAAACUCCAUUAACUCAACAACCAAAACCAUCAUCGAUUGAAUAUUUAUCUGAUUUCAAUAAUUUGGAAAUCAUUUCGUUUUUCAUGAUUGGUUUGUGCACUUUAAAUAAACCAAUUCUUAACCUUUGUAUCAAAUUAUUUCCAUAUGUUCCAAUUUCAAUUAUUAAGAAAUUAGUUUAUAGAAUUUAUUGCGGUGGUGAAACAAUUGGCGAAGUUAAACAAACUGGAUUAAGAUUACAUGAUCGUGGAAUUAAUAAUAUGAUGAUUUCAUUAACAAUUGAAGAUUGUGAAGGAAAUGGUGAAAGUCAAAUAGAUACAGAUUAUAUUGUAAGUGAAACUUCGAAAUCAAUUGAGAAAAUUUUGGUGCCACAUACUUUAGAAAUGAUAAAUCAAGCUGCUGAUAUUAAUGAUAUUCCUCCUGGUUAUGUUGCUUUAAAAUCAACAGGAUUUGAUAAGAAUGCAGCUGCAACUUUAAAAGAUUUUAACACUUCAAAAAAAGCUGAAUUUGAUUCAUUGGUUGAAAAAAUCUCGUCUGUUUGUCAAACAAUCUACGACUCAAAUGAAAAAUUAUUCAAGAAAUAUAAUGAUAGAACAUCUCCUUUUGUUGUUGGUGUAAUUGAUGCUGAAAAAUUUGAAUUACAAGAAGGUGUAUACGAAUUACAAAGAAGAUUAUAUGAAAAAUUUAACCCCUUGAAUAAACCAAUUAGUAUAGUUGGAACAUUACAAAUGUAUUUAUCUAAUUCAGCGUCAUUGUUAACAUUUGAAGAAAAAUUUGCAAAUGAAAAAGGAUAUAGACUUGGUUUGAAAUUAGUUCGUGGGGCUUAUUUACAUUCUGAAAAGAAUAGAGAUGAGGUAAUCCAUAAGACUAAAACAGAUACAGAUGUAAAUUACAAUAAAGGAAUUUCAUAUUGUAUUGAUUCAAUUUUAAAUCAAAAGGGAAAUGAAUCAAUUAUUGGUCACUUAGUUGUGGCUUCUCAUAAUUCAGAAAGUUUAAAAUUGGCAAGUAAUAAAAUUUUUAAUGAAUCUACAAUUGGAAAUAAUAAUAAAUUAAAUGUUGUUCUUGGUCAAUUAUUAGGUAUGGCUGAUUCAGUCACUUAUGAUUUAAUUAAAAAUUUAAAAAUUAAUAAUGUUAUUAAAUAUGUUGCUUGGGGUCCUCCAUUUGAAACAAAACAAUAUUUAUUAAGAAGAUUAGAAGAAAAUGGUGAUGCUGUAAAGAAUGAUAAUGGUUGGCCAUUGGUUAAAGCUUCAACUGCUAUUUUAUUCAAAAGAUUAUUAGGUAGAGCUUGA
Molecule: messenger RNA, 1503 nt
Organism: Insectozyma verbasci
Lineage: Eukaryota; Fungi; Ascomycota; Pichiomycetes; Serinales; Debaryomycetaceae
Source: the annotation of a GenBank genome assembly